AUGAAAGAGUGCGAAAAACUUACACUCGACAUCAACGCACAACUGCAUUCUUCGAAAUACAUUCUUCGAUCCCAGCUCCCACGCCGCACGACCUCCUGGAAGGCCAUACACACCAGCCACCUACGUAAUACGUAUUCCAUGGAAGAUCGUCGAAAACAAAGGACGCCAUACCCGAGUCAACUCUCAACUUAUCACCGAUCGACAUUGUCACUAACAUCUAUCACACAGUGUGAAUAUGAACGCCAUCUGAGCAUCACACACAAAACAUUCUAUAACUUCAACAAAAGUCUGAUUCGAACAAACUCAUUCCGAGUAUAUGGAGUGCCAGGUACCAAGUCUUCUCCAUUCAACGCUAGGAAGAUGAAAAUGCCUGACAUGCAAGGAGGUUGUGGAGGUGGAGCGGGAAGAAAAAGUAAUUCAAGAAUUUUAAGAUGCUGCCAAUUAUAUCGCGGUGUUGUCCUUAAACUAACAUUCCUUUCACAUGGCAAGUAA
Messenger RNA from Helobdella robusta, 492 nucleotides. RefSeq lists its product as hypothetical. Lineage: Eukaryota; Metazoa; Annelida; Clitellata; Rhynchobdellida; Glossiphoniidae. The record is from RefSeq and is a predicted model, not a curated record. Bases 1 to 492 code for a protein of 163 amino acids. The transcript is spliced from 2 exons.